Entrophospora candida is the source of this 1128-nucleotide messenger RNA. The record is from the annotation of a GenBank genome assembly. Lineage: Eukaryota; Fungi; Glomeromycota; Glomeromycetes; Entrophosporales; Entrophosporaceae.
AUGCAAUCAUAUUUUUGCUCAAGCGACGAUGAUAGCAACAACAGUAGACGAAUUUCAACACUUUCCUUCAACAAAACUAUUGCACAUUACAAUUGUGCCACAUUUUCAUCAUCUAUAGCCUAUUAUUUCGUUGAUCCUUCUAAAAUAUUUUUACCAUUUGGAGCUCUACAUAAUCUUUUUGAGAUGGCAAUAUUGAUUUCAUUUUUGACAGGCGGACGAAUCAAAAAUCCGAGACUAAUAUUGGAUGUUGCACUUGUGGUAGAAUUUACUAGAAUAUAUCUGAAUACAAAAUACUACAUAAAGAAUUAUGAACAACAAGAUUUGAAUCCUGAUAGUAAUGAUGAUAUCGAGGAAUUGGCUGAAAAUCACGAAAGUUAUUAUGGUGUCGAGAUCCCUUCUAUGGGACUUUUUUCAAUAGUUAUAACCGCUAUUGGAACGAUCAUUGGCUACAUUGUAGCUUUUAGAAAUGGUCCUAAAGAUGAAAAACAUCUUUCAUUAUUUUAUACCGUUGAUUCACAUAAUAAUGAGGUGCAAGAACCAAUUCCAACCAUUACAUUCAAUCGAAUUAUUGUCUUAUACAAUUUCGCGACGUUUGGAUCUGCGUUAAUCAUCAUACUCGCUAUUAUUUCCGGUGGCAAAUUCAGUAGUGUAGUAGAAUAUAUUUUGCCUAUUCUAUACGUUCUUAUUUUUGGUGGUAUUUCUAUAUUUGCUGAAUUUCCAUUUGACGCUUCAUUCUUUAAAUUUCAAGGAUUGAUUCUCGAUUUCGCGUUACCAAUUAUCUUUAUGAAUAUAUAUUUGAACACUAGACGUAAUCUUCACAAUGAUCCUAAUUAUUCAUACAGCCGUAGUGGCGGAGGCAGUUAUGCGGCAGUGUCAGAAGAAGAAGAACAACUUUUAGGGGAGGAAUCAAGCGAAGACAAUACUCGACAACACCGGCAACAAGUAGAAAUACCAGUUGGAAAACAACCCGUUCGUGACGAGCCAAGUUACAAAAAUGACACAAUAAACCAUCCUUGUCAAUUAUUAUUGUUGGUUGUGGCUUCUUUAACUCACGUUCUUGGAAAUUUCGUUCUAACACUUGUUCCAUUCAAAAUUAUUACGCAAGUAUUUUUAUCCAUUAUCUUUUAA